Nannochloropsis gaditana CCMP526 is the source of this 603-nucleotide messenger RNA. Its product is annotated as alpha beta-hydrolase domain-containing protein. The transcript is spliced from 7 exons. The record is from RefSeq and is a predicted model, not a curated record. Bases 1 to 603 code for a protein of 200 amino acids.
AUGUUCCGGGACGAAGUGGACGUGACGGCGGCCGAUGGAACGAGUAUGCGCGGGUAUCUGGUCUCCUCCAAGAUGGCGCAGAAAUUCUGGAGGCGGGAAGAGCGGCCCGUGGUGCUUCUGCUCGCGGAUGAGCGAGGCUGGCGCAGCGUCCAAACCCGGAAGCUGGCGGACCACAUGUCCUUCCUGAGCAACCAUGUCUUCUUCGUCCCAGACCUCUACCGCGGCCAGGUCUUCAAGAAGGGGCAGUCCAAGGAAGCGUGGCGGGCGGCGCAUCCCCCCAUUCGCCUCCUACAAGACGCGAGGAGCGCGAUGGAGAGCCUGGUCAGGAACUACAACGCCACGGCGACAGGCUUUAUCAAGACCCAUGCCGUCGUUGCUAUGUGCCCUGUGGGCUAUGACGCGCCCAAGGUAGCGGAAGCGCUGAAGUCCACCCCUGCUCUGGUCAUCUUUCCAGGGCAGGACAAUCCCGAGGCGCCAUUGCAAAAUGCACUGACCCUGAUGGAUGGUUUUGCCUCGCACAAGGCCUUGCCGUACAUGGGUCUUCAAAGAUUGCCACUUGCAUUUUCUUACACGACCUGCACCAAACGAGGAGUCGGCCGCUGA